UAAACACAGGUAACAAUCUUUGGUGGUUAAUAGGAAAGACUGGAAUUUUCCAGGAGGCAAUACAACCUGUUAUGCAAGUCAUCUGCAUAAAUCAUCUGACCACUGUAGUUUCAUAUAGGCGGUGUAAAACUCUGGUUCAAACCAGACACUAGCAGCCCAGGUGAUACUUUCUAAUGCCUUCAGAGCUCUUCAGAACUUUUCUUCGCUCUUAUUCUUUUAAACUCUAGGUGGGCGAACCACAGCCAUGCUUCAGGUUUCUCCAAGUGCUGAGUUCGCCUGUUUUGGUCCAAGGGAUUUAGAGAGAGUGACCACUGAAGAUGCAGAUGCCCCUUCACUUGCCAGCUGUGGAAGGCUUCGCUCCUGUUCACUUUAUGCUCCCGAGGAUUCAGGAGUGAUCAACACAGACAGAAACUUCAGAAGACCACGGUCCAGAUCCUUCUACACGUUAGAGCCUGAUGACACCGGUGAGGACAAGGCCAGCAGGUCCAGUGCUGAUAGGCAAGGCUUGUUUCAGGCGGACACUGGGAAGAAAGAUGACGGACAAAUCAUCCACCCCAAACUGCCACCAAAAAGAUCCACAGCAACCAAACACAAACAUCUCAAAAAAGACCAUGCAGGGUGCAAAGGCAGUCUGAAGAGUGUUCCAAUGCUGACCAUCUCAGAGCCGGACAGCUGGGAGAUCAGCUCUUCCUCUGGGAUGAAGUAUGGCCAGUAUGUGGACUGGGAGAAGAUUGACCCCGAGUCUGCCAUCCGUUACCAGGAAAUCAUCUCCAGUGACCAUGCCAAACUGAAAGAGUUGGGUCGCUCUGGAUUCUGGACCAUGCCGCAUACACUUCGGGCCAAAGCCUACCACCACAUCAUCCACUGCAUUGAACAUCGGGCCAGCACGAUGGACACGGAUACCUACCGGGACCUUUCUGGACAACUGUUUGAAGAACAGAGGACGAGCACACAUCCUUUCCCAAAAUUCAUGGAAAAUGGGGAGAUUCCACGCUACUGUCUGAACAAAGCGGGUCUGAACUCGGUAAAGAAGAUCCUGCUUUGCAUUAGCCAGAACUUCCCUGAGAUUACUUUUUGCCCAAUUUUGCCAGCUCUGGUGUCCCUCUUGCUUCACUACAGCGAAGAUGAGGCCCAGUGCUUCCACAGCAUCUGUUCUCUGUUGUUCUACACAGACCCAGAAAAGCGCUACAUCGACCAGACCUUCCUCACCACCCAUGCUUCCUGCAUGACGUUCGGGGACCUGGCCAACAAAUACUGCAGAGGCAUCCGCAAGCUAAUCGCCAGCUCCCACCAGAGCCUUUUUGAGUUCUACUCCGACUGGAUCAUGUGGAUCUUCGCCGAUCUGCCCUUCAGCUAUGCUAUCAGAGUGCUAGACGUCUACCUGAUUGAGGGAUACAAAGUCCUGUACCGGGUUGCACUGGCACUCCUCUGCCUCUACAAGGUCUCUGUGAGCUCCCGGUUGGCCCAUGUGGACGACUUCAGGCAGGACAUGAAAAGGUUUGUGCAAAAUGUGUCUCGGCAUAGCAGCAUCGAGGCCCUUCUUCAGAGAGCCUUCAGCAUCCAGCUGCCCACUCGUAGGGAGCUCAACUUCCUCUACAAUGCCAACAAGCAGGCACUGAUUCAAAGAGGGAUCCAGAAUCAGAGCUCGUACCAGAGUGUGGAGCUGGGGGGGUUCUGCUCCAGCGUUGUGUCCGAGACGGAGAUGCGGGUGGUUUGGGCCUGGAUCCCAGAGCGCUUUGCUCUCUUCAGCCCCGCACGACUCUUCAGCACCACUGACCACAGCAGGAGUCUGACCUCGUUUUAUUCUCGGGUGGAGGGUCAUGAGCCGACAGUGCUGCUGCUGAAAACAGUGGAUGAGGAGGUCUGUGGAGCUUUCUUAUCUUCAGACUGGACUCUGAGGGACCACGAUGGAGAGAAGCUCCAGUUCUUCGGCACUGAGGAGUGCUUCGUUUUCACCCUGAGGCCGGGGAUGGAGCGCUAUCAGAGAACCGUGCUUCAUAUCUCUGGGAUGGCAGGAACCUCACCUUCAUCCUCCUGCAGCUCCUCCCACCCUGCUGGGUCCAAUUGGGAUCCAAAGUACCUGUCCGUCCCAUUCUCACCUGAGCCUCACCUGCCCAAAGCCAGGUUCAUGGCUGGAGGUGAUGAGAUGCUUUUUAUCGGUGGUGAUGGGGGUCAUGCUCUCUCUCUGUUUGCUGACCUCUCUGUCGGUCAGUCUGAAGGCUGCGCUACGUUUGAGAGUCCAGUGUUGUGUCGGGGCAAAUUCAGGAUCCAGAGUCUGGAAGUUUGGGGCAUCCAGCAUACGCUGGCCCUCCCACACACCCCACCACACGUCCCUUCCCACACACCACCGCGGGCCUAGAGCCAAAACCCACAGAGGUGAACAAGGCCGAACGCACAGCUGACGUCAUUUUAUAGCCCUUUUAUUGUGACUUUAAUUUAUUCUGAACACGUUCUAUGACGUCUGAAGGUCAAUGUAUAACUACAUAAACAGUCUGAUUGGUAUUUCUGUCACUUAUUACUGCACAGAGGAAUGAAAAUUGUUAGUUCGCCUUAUUUCCGUUCCAGACGCUUCUGUUUCUUUAUCACAAAAAACAGACUGAAAAGGUUUAAAGCAUUUUCCUUCACUCACUCAGCCCCUCAUUUCACAUUAAACGCAGUCAAAAAGGAUAUCCAAUAACACAACUAGCUUAAAAUGAAUGUUGCUGGUGUUUGUUUGUGUGCUUUCCAAAGGUGUCCAGUGUCAUUUUGAGCACCUGUUUUUAUACACUUUGUAUUUCAUAAACAAUAAAUGAAGAAAAAAACUAACA
Pygocentrus nattereri (red-bellied piranha) is the source of this 2807-nucleotide messenger RNA. Its product is annotated as TBC1 domain family member 24-like. Bases 245 to 2359 code for a protein of 704 amino acids. The record is from RefSeq and is a predicted model, not a curated record. Lineage: Eukaryota; Metazoa; Chordata; Actinopteri; Characiformes; Serrasalmidae. The transcript is spliced from 8 exons.